This is a messenger RNA of Bactrocera oleae (olive fruit fly), 4200 nucleotides long. RefSeq names its product ATP-dependent RNA helicase bel (gene bel). Gene Ontology annotation, biological process: gamete generation; cell differentiation. Lineage: Eukaryota; Metazoa; Arthropoda; Insecta; Diptera; Tephritidae. Gene Ontology annotation, molecular function: ATP binding; RNA binding; RNA helicase activity. Gene Ontology annotation, cellular component: P granule; nucleus. The record is from RefSeq and is a predicted model, not a curated record.
GUUUCGUGUUAAUGAAUAUAUUAGGAAAACAGUUACUAGCAAAGAUUAAUAUAAACAAAAGUGAUAUUUGAUAUUCGAUAGUUAAAUUAGAAACAAAAAAUAUUUAUUUUGGAAUUACGAAUUUUUAUAUUUUUGCUUGCAUUUGGAAUUAGGUUCCACAGAAGCAUCCCUGCUUUGCACAUUUCAUCGUUUCAAUAGUUUAAGCAAUCGGCUGAGUUCGGCCAUUUUUCUUUUUCUUUUACUGAACGAGUGAAGUAGACGUUCGACGCGUUUCACGUUCGUGUGCAGAAAAAUUGUGAAAACUUAGUACAAGUUUUUCUAAAUUACUAAUAGUUGGUGAUAUUCAACUAGAAAAAACUAUUUCCUUAAUAAAAGUGUUAAAUAUAAUCAGCGAAAAUAACUACUUGAAAUUUCAUUAGUCUUUGAAGUAACUGAUGAGAUAGUUAAAAAGAAUAUACAUCCACAGACAAAAAAAAAAUAAUUUUCAUUUAACUGAGACUCUUAAGAGAUAGAGAAAAGACAAUUUAGUAUUUUAUUUGUUCUCGAUUUCUAUAUACAAUAGAAGCAGUGUAAGCAAGUGAGCACGUAUUCGAGAUUUUCCUAAACGGAAAGAAAGAAAAAACCAGCAACUGAUUGGAGGGUAAUAUGAGUAAUGCUAUUAACCAAAAUGGCACAGGUCUAGAGCAGCAGGUUGCUGGUCUGGACUUGAAUGGCGGCAAAGCUAAUAAUAGCAGCCCCAUAACAACGAAGAGUUCAUCCAAUUCCGGCGUUUAUAUACCUCCUCAUCUUCGCGAAGGUGGUAACAGCGCACCUAACGCUAAUAGUGAUAAUCGCGAGGAAGGAGCUCCAUCGACAAAGUACGAAGGUAGAGAACAGCGCGGCGGCGGUGGUGGAGAAUAUCGUAGAGGCGGUGGUGGUCGUGGUUAUAACAAUUCUGGUGGUGGCUACGGCGGACGUCGUGGUGGUAACAGAUACGAAGAUAACAAUAGCGGUGUUGACGGAGACGGAGAGUCACGGCAACAGCGUGGUGGUGACGAUUGGAAUCGCGGAGGACGCGGCCAACAAAAUACGCGAACAUUUGACCGACGUGAAAACGGUGGCUAUCGUGGAGGACGCGGCCAAGGCGGCGGCGGUAGCAACAGCAAUCGAAAUAGUGAAGUUUUGGACGAUCAAACUCAGCCACAACAACCGCGCAACGAUCGUUGGCAGGAACCAGAACGUCGUCCCGAGGACGUUGGGCAGCAACAUAAUGAACGUGGCGGCAGCAGCAGUGGAGGAGAACGGAACUAUGGCGGGCGCUGGAAAGAAGAUCGGCGCGGCGACGUUGAUUACACUAAAUUGGGGCCACGUGACGAACGCGUUGAGCAAGAGCUUUUCGGUGUCGGUAACACCGGUAUUAACUUUGACAAAUACGAGGAUAUACCCGUGGAGGCGACGGGCCAGAAUGUACCGACUAACAUCACAUCAUUUGAUGACGUGCAGCUGACCGAGAUCGUACGCAAUAAUGUGAUGUUGGCUAGAUAUGAUAAACCGACACCGGUGCAGAAAUAUGCGAUCCCAAUCAUUAUAAAUGGGCGCGAUUUAAUGGCCUGCGCACAGACCGGAUCGGGCAAGACAGCAGCUUUUUUGCUGCCCAUUCUUAAUCAGAUGUAUGAGCAUGGCAUAACCCCGCCACCGCAAAAUAAUCGCCAGUACAGUCGCCGCAAGCAGUAUCCGCUCGGCCUAGUGCUGGCACCGACGCGCGAGCUCGCCACACAGAUUUUCGAGGAGGCCAAGAAAUUCGCUUAUCGCUCACGCAUGCGUCCCGCCGUUCUUUAUGGCGGCAAUAAUACGAGUGAGCAAAUGCGCGAAUUGGAUCGCGGCUGUCAUCUGAUUGUGGCCACGCCGGGUCGUCUGGAGGAUAUGAUUACACGCGGUAAAGUGGGUUUGGACAACAUACGAUUUUUGGUAUUGGAUGAAGCCGAUCGUAUGUUGGACAUGGGUUUCGAACCUCAAAUACGUCGCAUUGUCGAGCAAUCGAAUAUGCCACCAACCGGUCAGAGGCAAACCUUGAUGUUCUCCGCUACCUUCCCCAAACAAAUUCAAGAAUUAGCUUCAGAUUUUCUAAGUAAUUAUAUAUUUUUGGCUGUCGGACGUGUUGGUUCCACUUCUGAAAAUAUUACCCAAACAAUAUUAUGGGUAUAUGAACAAGAUAAGCGUUCUUAUUUGCUUGAUUUAUUAUCAUCAAUACGCGAAGGAGUCGAGUAUUCCAAGGAUAGUCUCACUUUGAUUUUCGUGGAGACGAAGAAGGGGGCCGACGCACUGGAGGAAUUCCUCUACCAAUGCAAUCACCCGGUGACAAGCAUUCAUGGAGACCGCACACAAAAGGAACGUGAGGAAGCUUUGCGCUGUUUCCGUUCCGGUGACUGUCCCAUCUUAGUUGCCACCGCGGUGGCAGCACGUGGUCUGGAUAUUCCCCACGUAAAGCACGUCAUUAACUUUGAUUUACCUUCUGAUGUCGAGGAAUACGUACAUCGUAUCGGUCGUACAGGCCGUAUGGGUAAUCUUGGUGUAGCUACAUCAUUUUUCAAUGAAAAGAAUCGCAAUAUAUGUGGAGAUUUGCUGGAGUUGCUCAUCGAAACAAAACAGGAAAUCCCGGUAUUUCUUGAAGAUAUGUCGUCCUCAGACCGCUCACAUGGUGGUAAUAGACGACGUGGAGGCGGCGGCGGUGGUGGUGGUGGUGGACGCUAUGGAGGCGGUUUUGGUUCGCGCGAUUACCGUCAAACGCCUGGCGGAGGUGGUGGCCCACGUACUGGCGGCGGUGGUGGCCCACGUAGUGGUGGCGGAUCGUAUCGCAGCAAUGGUGGUAGCUCUGGCGGCGGCUACUAUGGCAAUAGCGGCGGUAGUGGCGGUGGUGGCGGCGGUGGCGGUGGCUCCUAUGGUGGUAGCUAUUCAUCAUCGCAUGCUAACACAAACUCCGGUGGCCCCGAUUGGUGGGGAAGCUAAAUAAAACGAACUGAUUGCGAAUAUCCGCUGAAAGCGAAAAAAUAUUAAAAGUAUAAUAUGAUUUUAUGAAAAACAAUGAAAAUAUGAAAUUAGCAAGAACAGAAGUCGAGAAUUGAGAGAGUGCAGAGCAAAAACGAUUAACAAUAAUGCGUACAGAAGACAAAAAAAAAACGCAAAAAAUACGAAGAAAAGCAGAAUCAGAAGCGCAAAAAAAAGGAACUUUCUGAAUAUAUUUAAAUAAAAUAUAUUAAUUACUAUUAUUUAUGUAUAGAUUAUUAAUUUUAUAAAAGAGCAAACAUUAAAGCAUAGCAUAAACACAUUCACAUUUGAAUAAGAAACAGACAUCCCUCCCCACACCCAAACAAUGUACACACAUAUAUCGAAAAGGAUUUCACACACUUACUAUACUUACGAACACCAAAAUAUAAGUGUAUCCAAAUACGAUUUUUCAUAAUCAUGACUAAAAACUUCCGCAUAAGGACGUGCAAAAGCACUGGGAAAAACUAACGAAUGCGACAUUUGUGAAAAAUGGACACUACAACAAUUGAAAGAAAUUAUUUUAAAUUGGAAAUAUAAAUACAUGAAUGAAAAAAAGCGUAAGCAUAUGCAAUAUGAUCAAUUUAAAAAAAGAGCACGAAUGACAAGGCACAUUAAAAUUUGAACUGGAUGCAUGAAUGAAUGAAUGAUUUGAGUAGAAGUGGAUACGCAGUCCGUGGUCCGUGGUUGGAACCAAAAGCAUUGGUAAUGUAUUGAAAAAGGUGUGGUUGAACAAGCUGUUAGAUCGAUCUUUAAAUAAUCGAAUUCGCUCUGGGAAAAUACGUAGUACAUAAUACUUUCGAAAGCACUCACUCGAUUUUAAUAAUUACAAAAAAAAACUUAAAAAAGAAAAAGAACCCAUUUAAUAAUUACAAUUACAUUUUUCAAUUUCAUUUUAUUAUUAUUAAAUAAAAUAAAUGUAACUGCAUUAAAAAGCACGAAUGUAAUAAAAUGUAAAUCCAUAUGAAAAACAAAAAAUAUAUAAAACGUGAAAAGCCCGUUUGCAAAAUAAAACUAAAAACUAUAAAAGAAGUACACAGCGGAUACAAGAAAAUAUAGAAGAAAUCAUCAGCAACAGCAAUUUCAAAUAGUUAAUUACUACGAACCUACAAAAUACAAUAAAAAUAUACAUAUAUUAAACAAGUUUGCUAAAUAAAUGUACUUUUUAGCAAAUGAAAA